Messenger RNA from Talaromyces stipitatus ATCC 10500, 1613 nucleotides. Its product is annotated as efflux pump antibiotic resistance protein, putative. Gene Ontology annotation, molecular function: transmembrane transporter activity. NCBI's taxonomy places the organism in Eukaryota, Fungi, Ascomycota, Eurotiomycetes, Eurotiales, Trichocomaceae. Gene Ontology annotation, biological process: transmembrane transport. The transcript is spliced from 6 exons. The record is from RefSeq and is a predicted model, not a curated record. The coding region runs from base 1 to 1470 and encodes 489 amino acids.
AUGAGCAAUAACAGCAGCAACAAGGAAGCGCCGUCGGAGUCAGUUCCUGGCAUUGAUUCACCGCCCACAGGAGAAGAGUGCGAGGAGAUUGAGAAGCCAAGCAGCACAGGAGAGCCGCCAAAAGACAAUGAGGAACCCGAGAGCUUGACUAAGGCGGAAGCCUUCUUGCUUAUCGUUUCCAUAUGCAUUCCCACAUUCAUUGCGGCCCUUGAACAGACCAUCGUAUCUACCGCAGUCCCAACCAUAGCUAAAUCCUUCGAUGCCACUCCAGUUGAAUACGCCUGGAUCGGAACGGCCUACUUGCUUCCCGUUGCUGCUUCGGCUCCCCCGUGGGGUGCGCUUAGCGACAUCUUUGGCCGGAAGCCAGCACUGCUCGGAGCCAUCUUCGUCUUCUUCAUCGGUUCCCUCAUCGGCGCAGUUGCCCCUAACAUACAUGCCGUCCUUGCCGGACGAGUGAUUCAGGGUACAGGCGGUGGUGGAAUAUUGGGCUUGUCAGCGACAGUCGUUGGUGAUGCAUUCAGUCCCCGUGAACGAAGCAAGUAUUACGGCGUAAUUGGUGUCAUUUGGGGUUUGGCCUGCGGGAUUGGUCCCAUAAUUGGUGGAGCCUUCGCCCAGUUCGUCAGUUGGAGAUGGUGUUUCUGGAUUAAUCUCCCCGUUGCUGGUGUUGCCGCUGUAUGCGUCUUCUUCUUCCUCAAGGUCCACACACCUAGAACACCCAUCAUCCAGGGGUUGCUCGCAAUGGAUUGGCUCGGCACGCUCUUGCUGGUCUGCGCAACCGUGAUGUUCUUACUAGGACUGGGCUAUGGUGGCGGUGCAUACCCUUGGGACUCGGCCAUCGUCAUCUGCCUCAUAGUCUUUGGGGUGGUGACGCUCGGCGUAUUUGUUGUGGUCGAAUGGAAGGUGGCCAAAUAUCCCAUCGUUCCAAUGAGACUUUUCCAGUCCAUCUCCAACGUCAGCGUUUUUGGUAUCGCAUAUUUACACGGGGCCAUAUUUAUCGCCAACCUUUACUAUCUUCCUCUGUACUUCCUGAGCGUCCUCGGUGCCACUCCCAUCCUCUCUGGAGUCUAUCUACUUCCAGUAGCAAUCACCUUGUGCGUUUUGUCAAGCUUGAGCGGAUACUACAUUAGCAAGUCGGGCCGAUACAGACCACCUAUCUACAUCGGCUUGAUAGUAAUGCUUUUGGGAACUGGUCUCUACAUUGACCUCAAGCCUUCUCCAUCCUGGUCACGAAUCAUUAUCUACCAGAUCGUAUCUGGGCUCGGACUCGGGCCUGUCUUCCAGGCUCCAAUAAUGGCCAUAUUCACUCUCACAAAACCUGCAGAUAUCGCGGCCGCAACAACGACACUCCUCUUCAUUCGUGACAUCGCAACUGCCAUGUCGAUCGUCUUUGGAGGCGUUAUCUUUCAAAACCGCAUAUCACAGCAGUCGGGCAAGAUCACUGCCGCCUUCCCACCCGAAAUAGCCGAAUAGAUAAUCCGUGGGGAGGCAUCGAGUGCGCUAACUCUAAUCCCAACUUUGCCCGAUGACCAGAGACGCGUCAUCGAUGAGGUGUAUACUUCGAGCAUACGCACUGAAUGGAUAUUCUACACUGCACUUGCUGGUGUAGCACUGCU